This is a messenger RNA of Arachis ipaensis, 591 nucleotides long. Lineage: Eukaryota; Viridiplantae; Streptophyta; Magnoliopsida; Fabales; Fabaceae. The record is from RefSeq and is a predicted model, not a curated record.
AUGGAACAGCUGAUGAAGGAGAACUUGGAAAUAGGGAAAAAUUUGCAAAGUGUUAUAGAAGAAAAUAAAAUAUUGCGUGACAAGAUAGUUCAGUUGGAGAAGAAAGAGGCAGACCUAAAUAAGGAGAAAUUGGAGUUGGAGAUAAGGAUUGUGGAGCUGUCGGUGGAGAAGAAAAGUUUGGAGACCGAAAAAGAGAAAUAUAGUUUUGAAAUGUUUGCUGUGGAUUUUGAUAGAGCAUUUGAUCAGGCUAAGUUCAUUGCCCCAACCGUAGACUUUGCUAUGAUGGAUCCUUACAAGGUUGUGAUGGAAUCAGAAGAAGAAGUAGAAGCUGACGCAGAAUCAGAAGAAGCCGAAUUGAAAGCAGAAGCAAAAGCAGACGUAGAAGCAAAAGCAAAAUCGGAAGAAGCAAAAGCCGAAUCAAAAGCAGAAGCUGAAGCUGAAGCAGAAGCCGACGUAGAAACAGACGUAAAAGCAGAAGCAGAAUUGGAAGAAGCAAAAGCAGAAGCAGAAGCCAAAUCAGAAGCAGAAUCGACGAGGUGUAGCGGCGGCGAGGUCAGCAACAGCGAGCCCUCUUCCUGGCAAUGGCAGUAA